Folsomia candida is the source of this 1452-nucleotide messenger RNA. RefSeq names its product bacillopeptidase F. Lineage: Eukaryota; Metazoa; Arthropoda; Collembola; Entomobryomorpha; Isotomidae. The transcript is spliced from 3 exons. The coding region runs from base 42 to 1355 and encodes 437 amino acids. Gene Ontology annotation, molecular function: serine-type endopeptidase activity. Gene Ontology annotation, biological process: proteolysis. The record is from RefSeq and is a predicted model, not a curated record.
UCAAUCCAAUAAAAUAUCUCCUUCCACUCCUCAGCUCCACCAUGAAGUUGCUUCUCGUCCUCGCUGCCUCCCUGGCAGUCGCCGCCGCCGGCACGGUCCACCCUGCCCUCAGCCGCGCCAUUCAAGAGGGCGCCACCGAGGCGAUUCUCGAACUACCCCAGAUCAUGAACCAGGUCGAAGCCAGCCGAUCACUUUCCUCCCUCUCCGGUGACGCCAAGGUUUCCGCCCUCGUCGCCACGCUGCAAGGUCUCACCUCCGCUGCUCAGGCCCCCUUCGUCCAAGUCGCUUCUUCCCUCGGCCUCGAGACCCAGACCUACUGGGGAUCCAACAUCAUCCUCGUCAAGGGUUUGACCCCCGAAACUCUCGCCACCCUGGCCGCCACUCCCGGAGAAUUCACCCUCCGCAAGGAAGUCACCGUUCAAAUGAGCCCAUCCGUCAUCGUUGAGUCACCACAAAACAUUAGCCAAGCCGCGCAAUGGGGUGUUGAAAAGAUCAGGGCGCCCGAAGCCUGGGCGCGCACUCAAGGCGAAGGCGUCGUCGUUUGCAUCAUCGAUACCGGAGUGAAUCUAGGACACGUUGCCCUCGCUGAUGCGUACGGUGGUGCCUGGAGCGACCCGUAUUACAACACGGCUGAGCCAACUGACCAACAAGGACACGGAUCUCACUGUACAGGGACCAUUCUUGGACGUGCCAACGGUAUCGGUGUCGCCCCUGCUGCCCAAUGGGUCGCUUGCCGAGGACUUAACCACCAAGGGUCUGGAACUGAAGCUAACCUCAUCAACUGCGCCCAAUGGGUCUUGACCGCGAAUCCCAGACCAAAUAUUGUCUCCAACUCGUGGGGUGGUGGUUCUGGGGAUCCAUUUUACAACACUGUCGUAUCUGCGUGGCGAUCGGCUGGAAUCAUCCCAGUUUUCGCGAUCGGAAACUCAGGAUCAUCCUGCAGAACGGCCAACUCUCCCGGAGACCAGCCCAACCUUAUCUCCGUCGGAGCCACCACUGACACCGACGCCAUUGCGACCUUCUCCUCCCGAGGACCCAACACACAAGGAGCACUCAAACCGGAAAUUUCCGCUCCAGGAAGCAACAUUGUGUCGUGCGGAACGGGAGCUAACAAUUACGUCACCAUGUCAGGAACUUCAAUGGCCACUCCCCACACCGCUGGAGCCAUCGCUCUUAUCUUGUCUGCCAACCCAACCUAUGGAUUCGACGAGAUUUUCAACGCCCUCACGACCACCCCAGCCCACCCCACCGUUUCCAAUGCUGACAGAAAUUGCGGACUUCCAGGACCUGGAGAUUUCCCCAAUCAAGCAUUCGGUUACGGACGUAUCGACGUUGCUGCUGCUCUUGGACUUUAAAUUGAAUAAUCACAACUUGUUUUAGCCAAACUGAAUUAUUUUCAAAUUGGAAUAUACAUAUAAAUAAAAUUUAUUUUCAAACAUAAUUAACUUCAAA